Messenger RNA from Hipposideros armiger (great roundleaf bat), 2804 nucleotides. RefSeq names its product C-C motif chemokine receptor 1 (gene CCR1). Gene Ontology annotation, biological process: positive regulation of cytosolic calcium ion concentration; positive regulation of monocyte chemotaxis; calcium-mediated signaling. Gene Ontology annotation, molecular function: chemokine (C-C motif) ligand 7 binding; C-C chemokine receptor activity; chemokine (C-C motif) ligand 5 binding. Gene Ontology annotation, cellular component: cytoplasm; external side of plasma membrane; membrane. The coding region runs from base 350 to 1411 and encodes 353 amino acids. The transcript has 2 exons. Lineage: Eukaryota; Metazoa; Chordata; Mammalia; Chiroptera; Hipposideridae. The record is from RefSeq and is a predicted model, not a curated record.
UAAGACAGAGCUCGCCAAGGAGAAGUGCAGUCGAGUGACCAGAGAAAAUCCUUACACUCAGCCACUAGGAAAUGACCAGUGGUGGGCGUUGUGGCCUUUCAUGGACACCUGAUCUUUCAUAAAGGACUCUGUCCCCUUCUUGUCAUUCUGAAUGACUGAGAACCCCGGAGUCCUAUCUCCAUCAUUACACAGGAAACUGAGUACUUCCUACUCUUUCGGGACCUUGAACCUUGAAUUCAUAAAGACUCUAAGAGCUCUAGAAACAGAGACUUCGUGGACAAAGUCCCUUGAAACCACAAGUGCACCGCCUUUAACAGCAAAGUAAAUACAGAAACCAUUUUCCUUGACCAUGGGAGAAGCCAGGAUGGAACUUUCAACCACCUCAGAGCACUAUGGGACCACAGAAGAUUACUACGGGUUCGACACAGCCCCAUGUGAGAAAGGAGAGCAGAGGGCUUUUGGGGCUAAUCUGUUGCCCCCGUUGUAUUCCCUGGUAUUUAUCAUUGGCCUGGUCGGCAACAUCCUGGUGGUCCUGGUCCUUGUGCAAAAGAAGAGGCUCAAGAGCAUGACCAGCGUCUACCUCCUCAACCUGGCCAUCUCGGACCUGAUCUUCCUCUUCACGCUGCCCUUCUGGAUCGACUACAAUCUGAGGAACAACUGGAUAUUCGGUGACAGCCUGUGUAAGUUGCUCUCGGGGCUGUAUUACAUAGGUUUGUACAGCGAGAUCUUUUUCAUCAUCCUGCUGACCAUCGACAGGUACCUGGCCAUUGUCCACGCUGUGUUUGCCCUGCGGGCCCGGACUGUCACCAUUGGGAUCAUCUCCAGCAUCUUCACCUGGGGCCUGGCCAUUUUCACUGCCAUCCCAGGUUUUCAUUUUUCCAAGACCCAGUUGGAGAUCAAGCAAGUCACCUGCAGUCUUCAUUUCCCUCACACAAGCUUCAGACAGUGGAAGCAGUUCCAGGCUCUGAAACUGAACAUCUUGGGGAUGGUGUUGCCUCUGGUGGUCAUGAUCGUGUGCUACACAGGGAUUAUAAGGAUUUUGCUCAGACGGCCAAAUGAGCAGAAGGCCAAAGCCGUCCGUCUGAUUUUUGUCAUCAUGAUCAUCUUCUUUCUCUUUUGGACCCCUUACAAUCUGACUAUGUUUGUUUCUGCUUUCCAAGAUGUCUUUUUUACCAAGGAGUGUGAGCAGAGCAAACAGCUGGACGUGGCCAUUCAAGUGACGGAGGUGAUCGCUUACACACACUGCUGUGUGAACCCGAUCAUCUACGUCUUUGUCGGCGAGAGGUUCCGCAAGUACCUACGCCAGUUGCGCCUCGUUACAUGGCUCCCCUUCCUCCCGAAAGAGAGGAUGGAGAGGGAGAGCUCCAUGUCCCCCUCCACAGGGAUGCAUGAACUCUCCAAUGGAUUCUGACUCAGGCCUCUGGAUCUGGGUUCUGAUUUAGGAUCCAGCAAGGGUGACCUGCCAGGGCACUGGCUGGAGACGAGGCAACUUGGCUCUGCCGGCCAGAUGCUGACCACUGACACAGCGUGGAAUGAUGCCCCACGGGACUGAGGCAGCUUAAAGGUGGUCUAGACUAAGUCACCUCUGGGGCUUCAGUCUAUCCUAUGAACUUCUCCCUGGAGAUGUAUGAGUGAACUGGGACAUUCCAGAAGACUGGGACAAAGGGUGCCAGUGAAGGGCUUGGGCCCAAACAGGGUUUCGGGUUUGUGAACAUUAACAUUUGUAAGCAAAACCGCUGAACAUCCCCCAUCUCUACCCUCACCACCAAUGAACUUGGAAAUAGUGGGUUCCACAGUUGACUUCACUUCCAGCCCAGAGCCAAUCAGGAGGCAGCAGCUGCCUCCACCCACCCACCGCAGCCCCGCUGUGGGUUCUAGGCUCUUGGAAACCCUAAGGACAUAGAACUCAUGAUGGAAGAACUUGAGACCUCAUGGGAAAUAGGACUGGGGAACUGCUGUUAGCAGUGGAACUUCCCUUAGAGAAAAUGUUCAUAUUCACUAAAAUCAAACAAUUCAGACAGUAGGCUUGACAUUGACCAUGUGUAAAUACGUUGAACUUCUUGAAACAGCCAUCGAGGGGAGGGAGUCAUUGUUUCCAUUACCGUGCCUUUUUUUUCUGAAUAUUUGUAGAACGUCCCUUGUCUGUCAGCUGGGUGAUAUGGUAGUAAAUCCUGACAGCUUUAUUGCAGAAAUUACUAACAGUCCAAAGGACACGGUUAAUUUCUUCCUCUGGUUCUCCGUCCAAGCCCUCUGGUUUUAUGGAUCAGAGCUUUGGCUACCGCCUUGGACCCGUCAUCAGGAAAAUGACUUGCUGUGAAAGCUGAUGGUGUUUGAGGCUGGGGGAGAGGAAAAUGUCUGUCAGCCGGGAUGGGGUGGGGAUGGUCUCUUGAUGUAGGAGGUUGAGAGGACCCUUGACUGAAAGAAACUUAUUUACCCAAAAUGUCUCUAACACAUUAUCUCUCACCAAGGACCUCCUAUUUAUCAUGUCUUUGUUCUCUUUUUCCUCAGACUUAACAUUUCCUUGAAAAUCAUUUCCCCAAUAACAAAAAUUAUUUCUAAAAAAAGCUUAAAAACACAAAGGGAAAUUUAAAAAAAACACACAAAAAAAAUCAAAAUUGUUCAUCAUCUCACUCCCCAAAGACAACCACUGUAUAUUUUUGAUGUAUUUUCUUUUAGUUAUUUUUUUCUCUUGUGAGUAUUUAUGAUUGUAUCAAAGAUGGACCUCUACUUGCUCCCCUGUUGUCGUUUUUAAGUUGUAGUAUGUUUUGAUCACUUUCCAAGUCAAUAAAUCAUUUAAAGCAUCA